Molecule: messenger RNA, 1932 nt
Organism: Uranotaenia lowii
Lineage: Eukaryota; Metazoa; Arthropoda; Insecta; Diptera; Culicidae
Product: protein takeout-like
Exons: 4
Coding region: 446-1192 (248 amino acids)
Source: RefSeq, a predicted model, not a curated record
CGUCGGUUUGUCGGCCAAGAAUAUUUAAAAUCUCGAAGAAGUGGCGGUUGAGAAAACCUGUCCAGUCCAGAAAAAUAAAAGAAAAUCGAUCCUGAAGAAAGGACCUUUCGGUUUCUGUCUGUGAAAAGUGAAGAUUGUUCUCUCGAAACGACAAAACAUAAUCUGUGCUCAGGUGAAGAGGUGCUGAAAGAAGAAGUUAAUUAACCUUUGCCAAGGAUAGCGAUAAACCGGUUCGAAGAAAGUGAAGCCCACAGUUGUCGAACCCUUUCGAGCAGGAAGUGCACAUUUGAAAUUUCUCAGUGUUUAAGUGCGAGAGAUACACCGGAAGACCAACCCAGAUCAAGUUCAUGGUCAAUCGUAGUUGAUCGUGAAAGUUGCAGGAACGAUUAAAUUCACUGAAAAGAAAGAAAAGAAACGUGAUAAAUCGCUUAGAAAAGAUUUAACAAUGAAAUCAAUCACCGCCUUUCUGAUUUUCGUUGUUAUCCUCAGGAUAGAUAGCACAUUCAGUGCAUUACCUCCCAGCAUAAAGGUGUGCUCCCGGAACGAUCCCAAUCUGAACAAGUGCGUCACCGAUUCGGUGAUCUCGCUGCGACCCCUCCUAGCAACCGGGAAGAUCAGCGAUGACUUCACCAUCCCGCCGCUGGAACCACUUGCCCUGGCCACCGUCAAUAUGGACCGCGGGGCAGAAUUUAAGGCCACCUUCAGCGACCUGCUCGUCAGCGGCCCAAGCAACUUCCAGAUCGACAAUUUGAAGGUAAACCUCGACAAGCUGACCUUCGACUUCAACGUGUACCUGCCGAAGCUGUCCUUCCGUGGAAAGUACGACCUCAAGAUCAAGCUGCUUCUGUUGAACAUUGCCGGCGUCGGAGAUCUCAAGGGAACUAUCGAAAACAAUCGUGCCCGCGUCAAGUUGUUCAACGAGCUGUACGAGAAGGACGGCAAACAGUAUAUGCGAGUCAAGCGGCUGGCCGUCAAGAUCCAGAUCGAGAAGGGUCAUUUCGACAUGAAGGACCUGUUCAACGGAGAUCCGGUUCUGAGCCAGGUCGGCAAUCAGUUCAUCAACGAAAACUCACGCCUCUUCCUGGAUGAGCUAACGCCCGGCCUUGAGCGAUCGCUGUCCGAAACCUUCAAGAACACUGCCAACGAAAUUCUCCAGACGUCCACCCUCGACGACAUCUUCCCGGCCAAGUAAAUGUGUCCAGUGUUGCCAGUCAACUCCUUUUAUUUUCCUGCUCUACGGUCGGGAAAACUUUAAACCAAAAAUUUGUUGAAACUUAACAAACACUAGGUAGCGUGACCUUCUUCUGGUGAAAUCUUUUCUAGUUUCAAUUAACCCUCCGAUCCCCAUCCUCAAACCAUCAAACGAAAGAAAACCGUUUGUGAUAGUCAUGAUAAUUAAUCCCUCAUAUCCUCCUCCCUUAAAUAAGCUAUAAGACAAAACUUGAGGAAUGCGGACACGUUCUGAACCCAUGAUAAGUCAACGCAAUUGGCGAAAUGUGAUAGAAAUCGGUUCAGGUUUAAUCCUACAAACGAGGUUUCAAGUUUUGGUGAUACAAUCUGAUCCAUCUCACAAAAGUUAGUUAGACUCUAUCUAGAGAAUUGAUUGAAUUCAAUUUUUAACCAUAUCUGAGAUACAAACUCCUGCAACUUAAUCGAGAAAUCUAGCAGAUUGGGAUUCCAAAAGUGGCUGUAGCUGAAUUAAACCUUCCGAUUUCGUCCGGAUAUGACGGUGUCGGUGACGUGUCUUUUUCGGAUUGUUUUCGUACGAUCUUGUUCAGAUUUUUACUGAAACUUGUUAACAGAAUUAACUAUGUAAUGAUAAUAGAAAUAUCGAAUCUGUACCAGUGAUGACGCUGAAAUGUGAAGUAGAAUUAAGUCUUUUUAGGGUAGAGUUUACUCUGGAAAUGUAACAUUAAAAUAAUCAAAACGAAA